Molecule: messenger RNA, 849 nt
Organism: Trichoplax adhaerens
Lineage: Eukaryota; Metazoa; Placozoa; Uniplacotomia; Trichoplacea; Trichoplacidae
Exons: 8
Coding region: 1-849 (282 amino acids)
Biological process (GO): telomere maintenance; mitotic intra-S DNA damage checkpoint signaling; mitotic DNA replication checkpoint signaling
Cellular component (GO): checkpoint clamp complex; site of double-strand break; nucleolus
Source: RefSeq, a predicted model, not a curated record
AUGAGAUUUAAGGCCAAACUUUUGGAUAUUAACUGCAUGCAACAACUAACUCGUGUUGGCGCGAGUAUGUCACGAAUGACCAAAAACUGUGUGCUAUGCCUUGCUCCCAAGAAAGUUGUCUUUGUAAGCAAUGAAAGAAUUUCCGAAGGUGGCACUAGAAUAUGGUGUGAAAUACAGCAGGAAACAUUAUUUGAUGACUAUCGCAUUGAAGGGAAAGAUAAUAGCAAUCGUAUCUUCUUGGAACUCAUUACAGACAACUUUGCUAGAGCAUUAAAAUCGAUCCAAUUUGGCGUAGUUUCAGUUAAAAUACGGUUAACCAAAAAGUAUACGCCUUGCCUAACAAUAGAAAUUGUAACUGCUUACGGAAAUUCAAACAGAAUAAUAACACACGAUGUACCUGUUGUCAUUGUUCCACAACGGGACUGGUACGAAUAUGAAGAACCCGAUAUGCCCCAAUUUGAUGUUAGCAUUUACAUGCCACAAAUGAAAGUAUUAAAACAAGUGAUUGAUAGAAUGAAGAACUUGAGCGAACACCUGGUAAUUACUGCUGAUCAAAAAGGCAACAUGACUUUGAAAACUCAAAAUGACAUUGUCACGGUAGAAACGCAUUUUAAGGAUCUCGGUAAUCCCGUUUGGGCUAACGAUGCUGCAAACAACAGGAAAGAGGCAUCGACGCAAAUAGGGGCGAUGGAAGCCUGUAUUUAUAUUAAGAAACUGGCUCAGCUAUUGCAGGGCCAACAGAUUAACCCGUCAAAGAUUAUUUGCAAUCUAUUGGCAGAAAAAGCUAUUCAUAUUUAUUUAGUUAGUGAGGACGUCAUUCUCCAAUACUACAUUCCUGCUGCCAUGUAA